Molecule: messenger RNA, 1531 nt
Organism: Acipenser ruthenus (sterlet)
Lineage: Eukaryota; Metazoa; Chordata; Actinopteri; Acipenseriformes; Acipenseridae
Product: free fatty acid receptor 2-like
Exons: 1
Coding region: 10-978 (322 amino acids)
Biological process (GO): cellular response to fatty acid; G protein-coupled receptor signaling pathway
Cellular component (GO): plasma membrane
Molecular function (GO): G protein-coupled receptor activity
Source: RefSeq, a predicted model, not a curated record
CUUAUCAAGAUGCUUACAGGCGAGGGGAAUGCUCUUUACCUGACUGUCUACAUUGUCACCUUACUGACCGGCUGGCCUUUCAACCUGCUGGCUCUCCAUGCCUUCUACCAGAAACUGCGCCGCAAACCCACCCCCGGCACCAUCUUCCUCUUCAACCUCACCCUUUCCGACCUUUUCUUCCUCACCUUCCUGCCUUUCAAGAUCAUCCAGGUGGCCACCGGCAACAUUUGGAGCCUCCCUGCCUACCUGUGUCCUCUGAGUGGUCUUUUCCACUACAGCACCAUCUACACCAGCAUCCUCUUCCUAACUGCGGUCAGUGUGGAUCGAUACCUGGGGGUUGCCUUUCCGUUCUGCUACAAAAUGCAUCGCAAGCCAGCGUACGCUUUGGUGGUCAGUCUCUUCCUGUGGGUUUGCGCGUUCUCCCAUUGCAGCAUCGUCUACAUCACAGAGUUCAUUCGAGACUGGAGCGAGGCGGCCACCAACAGCACUGUUUGUUAUGACAAUUUCACCGAGCAGCAGUUGUCCGUCCUCUUACCUGUCCGCUUGGAGCUCGGCAUCGUACUGUUCUGCGUACCCUCGCUUAUCACUUCCUUCUGUUACUGCAGCUUCACCUGGAUUGUCAUGUCUUCUGCUCACUUGCACAAGGAGAAAAAGCACAGGGCUGUGGGCUUAGUCCUAGCCACCCUCGCUGUCUUCCUGAUCUGCUACACACCCUAUAACAUCUCCCAUAUCGUCGGGUACAUCCAGGGGAGAAACCCAGGCUGGAGGGAAGAGGCCUUGCUUUUCAGCACAUUCAAUGCCUGCCUAGACCCUAUCAUUUUCUAUUUCUCAUCCACAGCAGUCCAGCAGUCCUGUUGGAGGUGUCUGAGGAGCCUAGGGAUUAAGCAAUGCACAGGGAGCCCCUUCCAUUACUUAUUCACCACCUUUAGGUCCAGGAAAAAGGAGAGCUCCAAGGAAGUUCAGUGCACCAAGCUAUGAAUAGGGUUUUAAGUGUAAGAACUGAUAAAUGCAUUGAAACAAAAAGUAAACCAGUGUUCGCGUUAACAUGGAAAGAACACCUUAGACCUUUUUGGUUCACGGAAGAGGGUUUUUUUAAUUAGAAAAUAUGGAAGCAGGUUCCAUCCUCGCAUGAUAUUAAGACUGCUAAUGGAACAAAACUGAAUGAAACUACAUGAAAAACAUAACAUUAUGAAACACAACCAUGCUCUCCUGUGCAAACACAGCCACACAUCCACAUUGAUCUGGCAGGGAUGGAAAUUAUCCUUAUCCUUGCCAUCCGCCAACACAUUUUUUUACAGGCAGAGAUUUGCCCUGCCAUGCCACUGCAGAAGCCUCACUGCAACAGGAAUUGCAGUUACUGUCGGCAGCUAUUGGCAAAUUUGCUGAACUCAGGUCCAAGCGACAUUUAAAAAGAGACUUGUUAAAAUGUUUGCCGACCAGCUUAAAAAGUUUUUAAUUGUAUGUUACUGUAGCACUGCAAGACCCACCUGUAUCACUCCAGAAGAGUAAUGUUGGGCAAAAGCAUUUAAAA